Messenger RNA from Peromyscus californicus insignis, 2187 nucleotides. Its product is annotated as zinc finger protein OZF-like. Gene Ontology annotation, cellular component: transcription regulator complex; PcG protein complex. The record is from RefSeq and is a predicted model, not a curated record. NCBI's taxonomy places the organism in Eukaryota, Metazoa, Chordata, Mammalia, Rodentia, Cricetidae. Gene Ontology annotation, molecular function: DNA-binding transcription factor activity, RNA polymerase II-specific; RNA polymerase II cis-regulatory region sequence-specific DNA binding. Gene Ontology annotation, biological process: regulation of transcription by RNA polymerase II.
GGGGUGGGCACUUCCGGUCCGCCCUGCAGUAUCGUCUGUGGCUCAGCAGUUAAAGGUGGAUCUCCUGUUCUGUGUACUGGGCUGUGACUAGUUGCUGGGAGCCAGACGCGAGCGUGUAAGCACGGAAUCCGCCAUGGAUGCAGUGACCUAUGUGGAUGUGCAUGUGAACUUCACUCAUGAAGAGUGGGCUUUGCUGGAUCCUUCCCAGAAGAGUCUCUACAAAGAUGUGAUGCUGGAAACUUACUGGAACCUCACUAUUGUAGGGUAUAAAUGGGAAGACCACAAUAUUGAAGAACAUUAUCAAAAUUCUUUAAGACAUGGAAGGUGUGUCAUCUGUCACUCUGGAUACAAUCCAUGUGAACAUAAGGGGUAUGGAAAGAAGCAUUGUACUUCUGGCACACUAUACUAUGAGUAUAAUCAAAGUUAUAAAGCCUUUGCAUGUGACAGUCUUCAUCAUCAAGUACAUAGAAUUCAAACUCCAGAGAAAUACUAUGAAUGUAAUCAAUGUAGUAAAGCCUAUGUACAGAUGAGUGAUCUUCACAGACAUGAAAGAAUUCAUACUGGAGAGAAACCCUAUAAAUGUAAUCAAUGUGGUAAAGCCUUUGCACAGAAGAGUAAUCUUCAAAGUCAUGAAAGAAUUCAUACUGGAGAGAAACCCUAUAAAUGUAAUGAAUGUGGUAAAGCCUUUGCAAUGAAGAGUUAUCUUCUCAACCAUGAAAGAAUUCAUACUGGAGAGAAACCUUAUGAAUGUAAUCAAUGUGGUAAAGCCUUUGCACAGAAGAGUACUCUUCAAAGUCAUGCAAGAAUUCAUACUGGAGAGAAACCUUAUGAGUGUAAUCAAUGUGGUAAAGCCUUUGCAAAAAAGGGUUGUCUUCUCACCCAUGAAAGAAUUCAUACUGGAGAGAAACCCUAUGAAUGUAAUCAAUGUGGUAAAGCCUUUGCAUUGAAGAGUCAUCUUCACAAUCAUGAAAGAAUUCAUACUGGAGAGAAACCCUAUGAAUGUAAUCAAUGUGGUAAAGCCUUUGUACAGAAGAGUAAUCUUUUAGGUCAUGAAAGAAUUCAUACUGGAGAGAAACCAUAUAAAUGUUACCAAUGUGGAAAAGCCUUUGCACAGAAGAUUAGUCUUCAAAGUCAUGCAAGAAUUCAUACAGGAGAGAAACCCUAUGAAUGUAAUCAAUGUGGUAAAGCCUUUGCAACAAGGAGUUAUCUUCUCAACCAUGAAAGAAUUCAUACUAGAGAGAAACCCUAUGAAUGUAAUCAAUGUGGUAAAGCCUUUGCAUUGAAGAGUCAUCUUCACAGUCAUGAAAGAAUUCAUACUGGAGAGAAACCCUAUGAAUGUAAUCAAUGUGGUAAAGCCUUUGUACAGAAGAGUAAUCUUUUAGGUCAUGAAAGAAUUCAUACUGGGGCGAAACCCUAUAAAUGUGACCAAUGUGGUAUAGCAUUUGCAAAGAAGAGUAAUCUUCGUCAUGAAAGAAAUCAUACUGGACAGUACCAUGUGGAUGUAAUCAAUGUGGUAAUUUCAGAUGUGAGCUUCCAUGUGGGUGCUGGAAACUGAAUUAUGUUUUCUACAAGAGGUACUUGCUGGAGUCCGGUGUCAUAGGACUUCAGGUCCCAAAGAAGAGAUCAGGUAUCAGUAGAAGAAGGAGACUGCCAUGAUCUGAGUGUGAAGCAGUAUAGCUGCUGCUUUAUUGAAAAAUGACUGCACAUUUUAUACUCUAUCACUGAAUCUUAGUUUAGACUCAAGCAGGUUAAAAACAGACUUAAUGAUUCCAGGAUAAAAGCAGCCAUCAACCUCAUUACAGCAUUUUUCCUGAGGCAAAAAGUGUUAAAUUCAGCAAGUAUCUCCAUGCCUUUCUGGAUGUGAACCCAUUGUUUCCUUUCAUAGUUGCUUUCAUCCUUGGAACUAGGUGUAUCCAGUUAGUAAAUCAUUAAGUUCUCUAUUUUGGUGUAAUCAGGGGGACACAAUGGGGAGUAGGCAUAGUAAUCACAUUGUUGGUUCCAUGGUGGUGGGAUUUUUUCCAAGAAUUUUGUUUAAAGAGACUGCCUUUCCUAUGUAUAUGUUCCCGUCCUCCAGUGUAGCCAGCAAAAUAAAUUUCCCACAGUAAAAGGCAUAAGGAAACUCCAUAACAUAUAGUGAGAAUUAUUAAAAUUGAAAUAAAAAUGAUGCUGGAGAAUUAAGAUCGGCAA